Messenger RNA from Plasmopara halstedii, 1224 nucleotides. RefSeq names its product camk camkl protein kinase. NCBI's taxonomy places the organism in Eukaryota, Oomycota, Peronosporomycetes, Peronosporales, Peronosporaceae. Gene Ontology annotation, molecular function: ATP binding; protein serine/threonine kinase activity. Gene Ontology annotation, biological process: intracellular signal transduction; protein phosphorylation. The transcript has 2 exons. The record is from RefSeq and is a predicted model, not a curated record. The coding region runs from base 1 to 1224 and encodes 407 amino acids.
AUGGACGUGUGGUUCGUGACGACGCAGUAUCCAAAGUAUGGCAAUAACCCUCCAUUUGAAACCGUGAGCCAUCCCGCCGUGUCCUCCCGAAGUCGACCAUUCUCAAUGCGUGUACCCAGUAUCUAUCUCGUAUGGGAUUCUAAGUCUGGCGUUAUUGCCCUACGUCGUCGAGAGCGGCAACUAGCUGUUUGUCGCUGUGGACUUGUGCUCGCUGGUGUCUACUUUACAAUCGAUCAAGCUGCUGCUUUACAAAUUCCCGUAGCACUCAAGAUAAUGGAUCGAGCGCAGGUGUUACUGCAACACGACGACGUGGAGAGCGAGAUUCGUGUCAUGGGACAGUUACAGAUGGGUGGACUUGACGCUCCACUAGCUAAUGAUUAUAUGAUUCGAUGGGAAUAUGCAAGUGAUACUUAUAAUCAAUAUGUGGCUACGGAAUACGUAGCUAACGGUAGUCUGCAAGCUUAUGCACAUCGACAAGUGCACCAGUUGAUAAUAAAACACUUACAAGACUUUGCGCUGGAACAUGGAGCUGCUCCAACAAAGCUAGAGUGUAUUUCGUAUGUAUAUCGAGGUUCUGGUCACGAAUGGAUGCGUAAGGGAAUCGAGACUUUUAAAGGAAUUGUUCGAGCGCUGACGUAUUUACAUGCGCAGAAUGUAGCGCAUUUGGAUCUCGACGUCUACAAUGUGGCAGUGGAUGUACGAAAUUGUCCGAGAAUUAUUGAUUUGGGAAGUAGUCAAAUUAUGGAUAAUAGAGGUCUAGUGGGUGCUGGAUUUGUCAACAUCAAGUGUAAGCCACUGUUUGUAUCGCCUGAAGUAAGAUCGCAUCAAAGAAUGGCACCGCCUCGACCGGGAUUUGACGGUGCGGCAGCCGAUAUGUGGGCUGCUGGAGUGAUCCUUGUUCAGUGCGUCAUAUGGGGCUUUCGAGGUGGACCGACUUAUCUUUUGUCCAACACAAACUGGCGACGAGAAGUUUUUAGCCAUAUCGAUGCAACUUGCAGUCCCAAGACAUGUCAUUUAUGCGUCAAUUUUAUCUCCAUCCCGCCGCUUGUAGGUGCCAUUAUCAAGCAGCUGCUGCAUGUAGAUCCAAAACAGCGACCCUCUGCAUAUGAAGUGGCAAUGGCAUUUCAGGAAAAUCGACAAGUGCAGUUGUUUCCGGUGCAAUUGAAGGUCAUAAAUAAGCGUAAAUCUGCUGAUUGUCCGGUGACAGUGGGCAAAAAUCGAUGA